UUAAACGUCAUCAUGCUCAGCUGACUGUGACUGCUCGAGACAAGAUUAGAGAUGCUUGUGUUUGGUUGUGUUUUGCUUUAGUUAAUCUACUAAUCUACUACAACUUGCAUACAAUAUCUGAGCCAUGUUGAGGUUAACUUGACACCUCGGUUAAUCGUUUUCUAAACAUUUUAGCGAGUAGACAAGGCUGCCAUGCUCAGUCGCAGACAUGCAGUGGAUAGUUUUGUCUGUCUUUGCGUUACUACUUAAUAUUACCGAAACUUCAACAACUUCAUAUGUCAUCACAGUGGAUGUGGCGAGGCCAGUAGGAGAUCUUAAACACUUCUGGAGAAGCACUGGUUUCUGCCCUCCACUCCCUCACACCGAUGCCCACCUAUUUGACCUGAACAUAGACCAGCAGCUAAACCUGGCUUAUGUGGGCUCAGUCCCCCAUGGAGGGAUCCAGCAGGUCAGGAUACACUGGAUGUUGGAGCUGGUCACUGCACAGGAUAUUGGAGGACAAACCCAGUACAACUUCACUAAACUGGACCAGCUGAUAGAUCUCUUGUGGAUUAAUGGACUCCGACCAGGUUUUGAACUCAUGGGAAGUGUCUCUAACUACUUCACUGACUUUGAGGACAAGUCACAAGUGUUUGAGUGGAGAAAUCUGGUUUAUCUCAUAGCCAAGAGGUACAUCGAACAGUACGGCCUGGGGAGUGUCUCUCAGUGGAACUUUGAAACAUGGAAUGAGCCAAACAACCACGACUUUGAUAAUGUCACUGUGUCAAUUCAAGGGUUUUUAAACUACUAUGAUGCUUGUUCCGAGGGUCUGCGCGCUGCCAGCAGUCUCCUUAAGUUUGGGGGUCCGGGGGACUCCUGUCAUUCCCCUCCACACUCACCGUACUGCUGGGCUAUGCUGCUGCACUGCUUCAAUGGCACAAACUACUUCACUGGAGAGACGGCGGUCAGGAUCGACUACAUCGCCCUGCACAAGAAGGGAGGAGGCUUCUCCUUGCCCAUCCUGCAACAGGAGAUCCAAACGAUGGGGGAGAUCAAGGAGCGCUUCCCCAGGUUCAGCAGCCUCCCUGUCUACAACGAUGAGGCUGAUCCGCUGGUUGGCUGGUCCCGGCCUCAGGAGUGGAGAGCGGAUGUGACCUACGCUGCGAUGGUGGCAAAGGUAAUAAAUCAGCACCAGGAACUGCUACUGGCUGACCCGACAAGCACCAUCAACUACACCCUGCUCAGCAACGACAACGCCUUCCUCAGCUACCACCCGCACCCCUUCACCCAGCGCACGCUCACCGCUCGCUUCCAGGUCAACAACACCCAGCCGCCUCAUGUGCAGCUCAUCAGAAAGCCCGUCCUCUCCGUCAUGGGCCUGCUGGCUCUGCUAGGAGGAACGCAGGUCCCGGCUCAGGUUUCGAGCUCAGCAGGUACUAACGGGACAGUGGGAGUUCUCGCCAGCAUCCACAAGCCCGUAACAGAGAGCGGCUCCGACAGCUGGCAGGCAGCCGUGCUGGUGUACAACAGUGACGACAACAGCAGCUCCACUAACACUGAUGCUGUCAGCCUGUCUCUUAAGGGACUGGCUGCACAGAAGGGUCUUCUGUAUGUUACAUACUAUAUUGACAACAAUGUAACCAACCCAUACCAGCUGUGGCAGAGCAUGGGCCGCCCCGACUUCCCCACAGUCGAGCAGUUCAGACGCCUCAGGAGUGUGCAGGACCCUCAUGUUGAUGGACCCUGGGAAGUUCCUGCAGUGGACACUCUGACUCUGAAAGCCAAACUGUCUCUGCCGGUCCUCCUCCUACAUGUUUGUGCACGACCCAAAGCUGAGCCAGACCAGGUGAAUGGGUUACGCUUCAUUAGGAUCACCAAGGGCCAGGUCCUGAUCGUCUGGUCGGACCACUGUGUUGAUUCCAAAUGCAUUAAGACUUUUGAAGUGGAGUUCUCCCCAGGCCACAAGGAAUUCAGCAGAAUUAAUACUCAAGACACCAUUUUCACUUCUUAUGUUUAUUCCCCUGUGGACCUGGAGGUUGGCGGUCUGUACAGAGUCCGAGCUGUGGACUACUGGGGGAGGCCCGGCCAGUACUCGCUGCCAGAGAGGUACUCAGAAGAGCAAUGAACUUCUAAGUAAUUUUCUCAACAGUUUUUUACCAUGUAAAUACAUUUUAUAGAGAUCACUGUGCUGACUGGAUGUGUUUUAUACAGUGUGGGUGCUGUGUCAUCUUUCUUAUCAUGUAUUAUUGUACUAUAUGUAUGAUCUUUUAGACAUAUGAUAGCAGAUAAUGCGGUGUUAUUUGUAUGAAAGUGGAAUACAUAAUGUCACUAAAGGGAGGACAUAAGCGAUGAACUGAUGACAAUAUUAAAAACUGUUACAGUCAGAACAAAUAUAAUGGGUACAUGAUGAUUUUGCUAUCUUUUUCAAAACGUGUAAUAUUUUGUAUACUCUAAAUACUCUUUUAUACAAAUGUAUAAAUAUGUUCUUGUGUAAGAUAAGUAAAAAGUUGGAUCACCAAAGUUAAA
Molecule: messenger RNA, 2505 nt
Organism: Eleginops maclovinus (Patagonian blennie)
Lineage: Eukaryota; Metazoa; Chordata; Actinopteri; Perciformes; Eleginopidae
Gene: idua
Product: alpha-L-iduronidase
Biological process (GO): carbohydrate metabolic process
Molecular function (GO): L-iduronidase activity
Source: RefSeq, a predicted model, not a curated record